UGGUCUGCUACAAACAGGCACUCCAGGAUACACCUCACGUCAUGCUGAACGAGCCCACAACUCCUAUUAUCAUUUUAAUGAACUUUGUGGCAACGCUCUGUCUAUGCGCGUGUUAUUCCUGCGAGUAGAAUGUUUGGAAAAAGAACCCGUAUGUUCCGCUUGUUCUUUUCGAUUCUGGGAUAAUUCAGCGUUUACUGUUGCCUGACCUAACGGAAACCGUCCGCCUUUCGACUGAUAAUUAUGGCAUCUGUAAGACAGAGAAGAAUGAGCAAGACUAAAGAACCCAACCAGGAACAACAUAAACAGGAGGUCAAAUUGGAAGCAAAAACAACAAUUCAUAAAGAGAGCGGAGUAUGGAAUGGCUUAUCAGUGUUAGUUGGGUGUUUACUAGCUGCUUCUCUUGGACUUGUCACAUCUAUUUAUGUUGCAACUUUGCAUGAGAAUGAUUUAUGGUUUUCUAAUAUUAAGGAAGUUGAAAGGGAAAUUUCAUUUCGCACUGAAUGCGGACUUUACUAUUCAUACUAUAAGCAAAUGCUAAAUGCUCCAAGUAUUCAGCAAGGUUUAUAUGAAUUAAUCAAUGAUAAUAUCACAGAAUCAAGGAGAACUAUUAAUAUUCUUCAAAGAAUGAACAUUUAUCAGGAGGUUGUUUUGGCUAUUUUUUAUCACAUUCUUCCAAUGAAGACCUAUCUGGAGCCUGUGUACUUUUACAUUUAUACUGUAUUUGGUCUCCAAACAAUAACUGUCAUAGCUCUGUAUGCAACAAGUUGGUUUCUGAGUGGGACAUGGCUAGCAGGCAUGCUUGCUGGUUUAUGGUACAUUAUAAACAGAGUUGACACAACUCGAGUAGAAUUUACAAUUCCUCUUAGAGAGAACUGGUCUCUUCCAUUUUUUUCAGUUCAAAUAGCUGCCAUAACUUAUUACUUGAGACCCCAAUUGAAACCACUGAACCAAAUUCUGGCUCUUAGUGUAAUAUUUAUUUCUACAUUUAUUUUUUCAUUGACCUGGCAGUUUAAUCAGUUCAUACUGCUUAUGCAAGCACUAGCCUUGUUUACUCUGGACAGUAUUGGUUUGAUUUCAUCAACAAAGGUGACCCACCUGUAUAUGGUACAAGCAGGAAGCUUACUGCUGGUAUGGGUUUUGCAGUUCUUCAGCUCUAUGAUUUUAGGAUCAUUAGUACUCAGCUUCAUUGUUUCUGCCCUUAUUAUAAAAUCUGUACAGAAAAACAUGAAAAUGGAUAGUUUCCUUGGGAAGAUCUUAAAACUGCUUUUCCACGUGUUCAGUGUGCUGAUUUUGACUUUGUUAAUACAUUACACAUUUAAGAAAACACUGCAGCUGAAAUCAGAUGAACAUAUUUUUAAGUUCAUAACAGCCAAAUUUGGGUUUGGUUCAACAAGAGAUUUUGAUGCCAAAUUGUAUUUGUGUGAAGAGGCUUUUGGUGUUAUACCGUUAGACACCUUUGAACGAUUUUUGGAAACACUGGUAUUAUAUCCUUAUGUCUGUACCAUUUGCAUUCUAACAAUUUUGACAGUAAUAACUACAUUUUGGAAUUUCAGAAAUUCAUCAAAAAAUUUGCCAGAGAUUGCAAAAACAGAAAAUAUGCUACAAUUAAGACAGGACAUUGCCUACAAUUUUGCACACACUGUGAUAUUUGGCAUUUUAGCAUGCAGUACAAUGAGAAUGAAAUAUAUCUGGACUGGUCACAUGUGUGCUUUUGCAGCCUAUGGAGUCUGCAGCAAUGAAAUGUGGGGACUUUUUCUCAAAAUGUUCCGCCUUCACACCAUUGGAAGAGAGAGGCUCAUCCGGUUAGCUGUGCCUUGCUUGAUACUUGCUUUUUUGUAUUACAAGUUUUUCCCAAAAUUGAUGGAUGAAAUUUCUGAACUGAGAGAAUUUUACGACCCAGAUACAGUGGAGCUGAUGAACUGGAUUAACACAAAAACUCCAACAAAGGCUGUUUUUGCUGGUAGUAUGCAGCUUUUAGCAGGAGUCAAACUCUGCACAGGACGAAUUUUGACCAACCAUCCCCACUAUGAAGACAAGAUUUUAAGAGACAGAACUCAACAGGUGUACCAGAUCUAUGCCCGGCAGGAUCCAAAGGAGGUGCACAGAAUCCUUCGAUCCUUUGGGACAGACUAUGUUAUCAUAGAAGACAGCAUCUGUUAUGAGAGAAGGCAUAACAGAGGCUGUCGCUUGAGGGACCUGCUGGAUGUUGCAAAUGGACACAUUAUGGAUGGUCCAGGAGAAAAUGACCCAGAUUUGAAGCCAUCUACACAUCCUCGCUUUUGCGAUGAAAUAAAAUUGAGCCAGCCUUCGUAUACCUUGUACUUUACCCAAGUGUUCAGAAACAAAACAUUUCAUGUCUACAAACUGAAGAAAAACAAGAAAAAAGCAGCGUAAAAUUAGUUUUUCAUGUGCUCCCUUGCCAUCAUGUUCAUUUGUUUCAGCACCAUAAGGCUAAGACAAGGCUUUCACAAUAUUUUGUAAUAUCAUAAAUGCAACCUGUUAGAAGAGGGAGAAGAAAUUUGAAAACAAAGCACACGAUCUUAUACAGCCAGGGGUGAUAUGCGAGCAGCACCUUAAUAUCAUCCAAAUAAAAAUCUCCCACUCUGCAAAAAGACCUUGGAUGAAUGGUACAUUUCACAGCCUGGAGUACAAUAUAAUGUAUUACAGUAUACAUUGUUUUUAUGUUUUAUUAUAAAAGAGUGUAAUAUCUCAUCACCUAACAGUAUUAUUUAUCACAUUUCAAUUACCGUUAUAUUCAUAUCACCAAAGCUUUUAUUCUUUUGCUCAUUCUUUCUUUCUUUGAUCACCACUGUUUUUCACUCAAAUGCGGCUCACGCCAGUUAGAAGACUCCUGUCAGGGUCCAAAGUAACAAGACAGCAAGCUGGAAGAAAUCAGCUUUGAAGUGCUUUUGUUGGAGUAAGUACAUGCUCUGAAAUAAUAAAUGUCCAUGGGAAGCAGCUGAAUGGUUUCAACUACAAGAACAAAGUUUAAGCUUGUGGCAGUGAAAAACUUUUUUUCUGUCCUUAAGUCUGCAUAUUUAAUAAAGUAACACUUAUUUAUUUAGGGCAUUGAAAAUUUUACAUUUGUGUAGUGACAAGGAAAGCAGGGAUAGGUGUUGAUGCUCAUAGCUUUUACUAGUAAUGUUCAUUUUGGUAUAGGAUUUGUUCUUUGAAUUAUGUUUAUGUGCAUUAGCUAAAAUUGACUAGUGGUUUCAUCCUGCAGAAAAGGUUAGGACCAACAGUACUCCAGUUAGUUGAUGGUCUUGAAAUUCUAUAAAGUGUGUUACUGGAGCGGUGAACGUCUUUUCUAAGCUUCAUAUUCUCCUAUGGUAAUAACAUGACAAAUCUUUGUCAACAAAAGGGGCACAUUCAACAUUUUUGAAAUUAUAAAACUGCAUAUUAAGUAUUAUUAAAUGAACAGAGACCUUCAUUAAUUCUUAAAAACUUCUGUCACUGUACAGAAAAAAAGUUUUGAAAUUAAAAAAAACUCCUUUCUUUAGGAUGAAACACUCUUCAGCUGAUGAAGGAAAUGGUCAGUCAAAGCAGAACAGUGUGUGUUUUGAAUUGUGACUAAAGCAAAAAGGGCCAUAGUUUGUGUAGCACAUUGUCUUUUAUUUUAAUUUAAACCUUUUCAUGCUUUGUAUUAGUUGUGGUUUUCACAGUUUGGCAUUAAUUUUAGAAAACAGUUCUUUUAAAUACUUUAAAAUCUUAAAUAAAUGUCUUGUCAACAUAUACAUACAGGUUUACAGAAUUUUGUAAUGUGUUUAAUAAAACAAUUCCAUUUUUUACUUUUAUACUAUGUUUCAUAUACAGUAUUAUGACAUAGCUUUUUAUCAUGGUGUAGAAUUCAAACAUUCUCCAGACAAUGUGUUUACAUGCAUUUUAUAAUUUAUAAACACAGACCCCGACACCAAUUUUGUUCUUUCAUGUAUUUAAGUCUAAAAUAAAGAUUUUGCAUUUGUCUUUUAUGUAGAGAAUGUCAUUUAUCUCUUUUUACCAGUGGCAUGAGGCUCUCACUCUCGUAUUAUUUAACAUUUGGACAGGGCCAUUUUUGCUGUGGAUCACAAUAUUCUCCAUUAUGUUAAGAAAUAAACAGGGUAGACUGGUUACCUUUGAAAGUAUGUUUCUUUCUCUUUUAAAUUGUGAAUUCUUCUUUAUUCUUAAUUCUUCACGAGGGUCAGCAGCCAUUACUCAAACGUUCUGUUUUUGUGCCUUAAAAUUAUGCUGAAUUGCACAGGCUAUUCACAUUUUCCUAAGCCAGAAGCUCUGCUUAAAUUUUAAAUGCUAAACAUGUUGCUUAGGUUUUUCUUUAAAAAAUACCUUCAUAGAAUCUGAAGUAGAUUGUAAAACUUGUAUAUGUUCAACUGGCUGCACUGUAUGUCCAUUGUAUUGUUAUAACUCAUUUGUAACUGAUACACUGUCUAAUUCGAAUUUACUGUAUUUAUUUUCUGUUUACUGUAAUAUUACUGAAGGUGAAUUCAGAACUAACAAAAGAGGUCCAUUUAAUUGUCCAAAGACUGAAGGGCAUAUAAUCAAUAAGUUAAUGAUAUAGCCUUUGUAGAGCAUGCUGUGUAAUUUGUUUGCAUUUAUUUCUUAUACUUGUAACAGUUUCCUAUAAACACCAACAUGCCAGAAUUACUUGAAAGAUAAUAAUGUCUUAAAUGAACUAUAAGAUAAUCAUGCAAAGAUUCUCUUGUCUUUACAUGGUGAUUGCACCAAUAUAAUUGCACAUCUAUUUAUAUUGACUCAGGACCCUUAAAAAUAAUACACAGCAGCCAUUCUCCUAUUGGUUUACUAAUCUCAAUUUUUGAUAUGGCUACACACUUAGAUGAUUAUAUUGCUUCAAAAUAGUGUUCAGUCUACCCAGGUUGGACUGUUGAACAACGGUUGUCACUGGAGAACACAAAAAUGAACACAAGGAGCACAUGGAAACUCUACUGACACACACCCUAAAGUUGGUAAUUGGGCAUGGAGCACAAACCAUGAAAUGUUCUUUUCUUUAUUGCUGUUUUUCAUACCUUUUGCUGAAAAUGUGCAUUUUGGUACAGACAUGAUCUUCAGUCUAUCUUUUUAUAAGUAGGAUUUAUGCCUGCAGUAUGUUUAUGUGCAUUAUUUUAAAACUCUUCAUUUCAUGUCUUCAUCCCUUGGUUUAAUUUUAGUGCUUCUUGCUGGUACAGUCUUACUCAGUUUUCCAUCCAUUUUUUAAACUUAAAGUAUGACAGCUUUUCGAGAGCAAACCAAUAAGCUUGCACCUUUAUUGGUUUGUAAUAUUUGGGCUUCACUGUCUUUAAGAUGAAAUUCUUUAUUAAUGAACUUCUUUCCCCUUUUCUCAUUUUUUUUCUGUUUUUGUUACUUUUUUUAUAUUGAUAGUCAUUGUUUGGGUUUUGUGUAAGAUGAGUUUUGCCACUUCUGCUUUUCCUUGAUUUUUAAGGACUUUGCAACCUGGCAAUGGCUUUGCUCGUGAAGGUACCAGAGGACUUAACUCUUUUUAAAAUCCUGCUGCACUGAUACUUGCAUUUUACACUAUAAAACAUAAAUAAAUUGUGUGGCAUGGUUAAGUGA
This is a messenger RNA of Polypterus senegalus (gray bichir), 5562 nucleotides long. It is a transcript of the gene dpy19l3, whose product is annotated as dpy-19 like C-mannosyltransferase 3. Gene Ontology annotation, molecular function: mannosyltransferase activity. The transcript is spliced from 19 exons. The record is from RefSeq and is a predicted model, not a curated record. Bases 241 to 2394 code for a protein of 717 amino acids. Lineage: Eukaryota; Metazoa; Chordata; Cladistia; Polypteriformes; Polypteridae. Gene Ontology annotation, cellular component: nuclear inner membrane.